CGGGCUAUCUGCUAUCUCUCUCUCUCUGGCUAUCUGCUAUCUCUCUCUCUCUGACUACCUGCUAUCUCUCUCUCCCUGGCUAUCUGCUACCUUUCUCUCUCUGAUUACCUGCUACCUUCCUCUCUCUCUCUCUCUCUUUCUCUGACUACCUGCUACCUUUCUCUCUCUCUCUCCCGGGCUACCUGCUAUCUCUCUCUCUCCCUGGCUAUCUGCUACCUCUGUCUCUCUGUGGCUGCCUGCUAUCUCUCUAAUCGAAUCUCUCGCUAUUUGAUCUGACCAUGCAGAGUACAGUGCUGCCUGCCCUCCCUCGGGAUGUGCCAGGCGCUGCCGGUGCUCUGUGCCACUCUACCAUGCCUUCUUACCUUGCCCCGUGCCUGCUGCCCCUGCUCUUGCUCUGCUUGCCCUUGAUCAGGGGCUGCCCAGGAGACUGUGUUUGCCGGGACAGCCACACCAUAGACUGCAGGGACCUGGGACUUUCUGAGCUGCCUAUCGGUCUCUUCCCGCUGGUGAUCAGAAAGAUCCUCAUGAGCAACAACCGAAUCCGGGAGAUCCCCAACGACUUCUUCAUGUACUACCGUGACCUGGUCUACCUGGACCUCAGCAACAACUCGCUGUCGUCUAUCGCCCAGGGGACCUUCAGCAGCACCAAUCUCAUCUACCUGGACCUCAGCUACAACAACUUCUCGCAGCUAGCGCCCGGAGCGUUCAGCUCAGCGCAGCGCCUCAUCAUGUUGCGCCUGGGGAACAACCCACGCCUGGGGAAGGUGGAGGACGGAGCAUUUCUGAACCUCAACCUCCUGCAGGUGCUGGAGCUCAACGACAACGCGCUGGAGUCCCUGAGUGUGGCCACCCUCCGCUCCCUACCCUCCCUCCGCACCGUCCGCCUGGAUGGUAACCCCUGGCUCUGCAACUGCAACUUUGCCCAGCUCUUCCUCUGGCUCAGGGCGAACGCUGAAAUCCUCGCCACUGGCUUUGAUGCAAUCCAAUGCUCCUUGCCCAGGGAUAUGAGGAAGAUUACACUCAACGAGUUAUCUGACAACAGCUUCACAGAGUGUGAGUUCUCGCUGACUCUGACAGACUACUUGAUUAUCUUUUUCUCUGGGGUUUGUGUCUCCAUCACUGCCAUUACAACGAGCUUCUUCUUGGCCAAUAUUGUUCAAUGCUUCCAGAGACUGGGAUUAUUCAAGGAAAGUGAUGACGACGAAGAGAAUAAGUAAUGGCAAGAAACAGACACUAGAUGAAUACUUGUCAUGUUAUUUCCUCCAUUUUUCAUUUGCAAAGGAGUUG
This is a messenger RNA of Stegostoma tigrinum, 1287 nucleotides long. Its product is annotated as leucine-rich repeat-containing protein 38-like. The record is from RefSeq and is a predicted model, not a curated record. The transcript has 2 exons. NCBI's taxonomy places the organism in Eukaryota, Metazoa, Chordata, Chondrichthyes, Orectolobiformes, Stegostomatidae. Gene Ontology annotation, cellular component: voltage-gated potassium channel complex. Gene Ontology annotation, molecular function: potassium channel activator activity; voltage-gated potassium channel activity; transmembrane transporter binding. The coding region runs from base 279 to 1217 and encodes 312 amino acids.